This is a messenger RNA of Saitoella complicata NRRL Y-17804, 1703 nucleotides long. Its product is annotated as ALG6, ALG8 glycosyltransferase. Gene Ontology annotation, molecular function: dolichyl pyrophosphate Man9GlcNAc2 alpha-1,3-glucosyltransferase activity. Bases 168 to 1703 code for a protein of 511 amino acids. Lineage: Eukaryota; Fungi; Ascomycota; Saitoellomycetes; Saitoellales; Saitoellaceae. Gene Ontology annotation, cellular component: endoplasmic reticulum membrane. The transcript is spliced from 2 exons. Gene Ontology annotation, biological process: protein N-linked glycosylation. The record is from RefSeq and is a predicted model, not a curated record.
GGUACCACCACCACAGUGCUUUUACAGCUGAUACAAGAACAUAAGAUGCCUUUUUAAUCUGGUUUUGUUAAACGAGGUGGCCAUUGACUCUUCCCGAGUUCGGAUACCCCGGACUCACGCGUACGACGAGCUCGAACGUGCACGGAUCAGGACUCCUCGACACGACAAUGCCAUCAAUGCACAAACCCAGAAGUCGCAAACCCUCGCCGGUGAUAUCUCGAAGCACUCCUCUCCAAGACAUUUUUAGUCCUCUACAAAAUGUCUCGGUAUACUACCUAAUCCUCCCAAUCAUCCUCCUCGUCACAUUCCUGAUACGAUGUGCCGUGGGACUGGCUCCCUACUCGGGGUAUCAAGCACCACCAAUGCACGGAGACUUCGAGGCUCAACGACAUUGGAUGGAGGUCACCACCCAUCUCCCCAUGCGCGAGUGGUACUUCCAUGACCUUGAUUGGUGGGGCUUGGACUACCCACCACUUACAGCGUACCAUUCUUGGCUGUGCGGAUUCAUCGGUAAACUCAUUUACCCGGCAUGGUUUGAGUUGUACACCUCCCGAGGAUUGGAUGAAUACAAUUUGAAGGUAUUCAUGCGUGCGACGGUAUUGGCGUCAGAGUAUUUGGUGUACGUCCCGGCUGUUUGGGCGUUCGUCAAGAUUUACAAUACGAAAGACACUCCUGCUGAUCGUGGGAUGUGGGCAUUGAUGAUCCUGCUUCAACCUGCGUUGAUCCUGAUCGAUCAUGCGCACUUUCAGUAUAAUGCCGUCAUGCUUGGGUUCACCGUCGUCGCGAUGAACGCUUUGUGGAAUGAUCAGAUCGUCAUCGGUUCCGUGUUCUUUGUUGCGGCGUUGUGUUUUAAGCAGAUGGCUCUGUAUUACGCUCCAGCGAUCUUCGCAUACCUCCUCGGCACCUGCGUAUUCCCGCGCCUCAACUUCCAACGUCUCGUCAUCCUCGGGGUCGCAACUCUCAGCACGUUCGCUAUCUUCUUUGCGCCGUUCAUUCUUACGGGAACCACAGGUCAAGCCUUAUUCCGCAUCUUCCCAUUCGCACGCGGACUCUGGGAAGAUAAAGUCGCGAACUUCUGGUGUACCGCAAACUCCUUCAUCAAGUUCCGCACCCUCUUCACCUCAACCCAACUCCAGCGUCUCUCCCUCCUGGCAACACUCGUCGCAAUUCUCCCACCUUGCGUGAUCCUCUUCCUCUACCCUCGGCGCAGGUUGUUGCCGUUAGGGCUGUCAGCGUCUGCAUGGGGUUUCUUUUUGUUUUCGUUUCAGGUGCAUGAGAAGAGUGUUUUGCUCCCUUUGAUGCCUGCAACAUUGUUGCUUGCGUCAUCAGGUAACGACUACAACCGCAAGUCUUGGGUAGGAUGGGUCAACAAUGUCGCUGUCUUCAGCAUGUGGUCUCUCCUCCGCCGUGACGGCCUCGGGCUGCAAUAUACCGUCCUACUGUUUAUGUGGAACUGGCUUGCAGGAUUCUGGGGUCUCCCGGAUAAUUGGGUUGGGAAGUUGGUCCACGUCGUGACCUACGCGGGAAUAUUGGGAAUGCAUGUAGCAGAGAAGUUCUUUGAGCCGCCUGCGAAGUGGCCAGAUGUGUGGGUGCUUGGAAAUGUCACGUUGAGCUUUGGGGCAUUUGUGGUAUUCUGGCUGUGGACAUUGCUGAGGAUGUGGGAGGUAGCGAGGAAGCCUGUGGUGAAGGAGAAGAUGAAGUAG